AUGCUAAGCUCCCCCCUCCAGCUCUGCUCUCCCGCCGGUUCCAGCCCGAGUCACCGUGCCUUUCUCUCGGGCCCCUCUCCUCCCCCGCACGCCCUCGCGUUCGUGCCGGCAAGACUCGUGUCUCUCUCCACCUCGCCGUGCUCGUCCCUCCCUGCCGCUGCCUCUCUGGCAACGGUUCCCAUGCUUCUCCCCUUCCUUGCUGCCGACGAUCUCCGGGCGAGCGCCUGUCUCCGCCGCCUUCUCUUCCCCGCUGCUGCCGGACGAGAGGCGAGGGGAAUCCGCCGCUCACCCUCCUCUCCCAUUGCGCUUGCGGGCCAGACGUCCGUGCCUCCCCGCCGCGCCCCUCUUGCCGCUGGCCGCGCCUCUUUGAUGAGCUGGGCCCCUCCUCGCGUCCUUCUUCCCGCCGCCAGUGGUGGCUGGCUGCGCGUGGCUUGCCCUCCCAUCCUCCCUUGUGCAUCAGCUGCCUGUCCGGCGAUCGUGCGCCGUCUUCGCCCCAGCCCCCUUGUGCCUGGCGCCAGUCGACUCGGCGCUUCCGAUCCCAGCCGCGGGUUCCUCGCCGUCAUCUUCUCCGCUGGCGUCUUUGACCGCCCGUUCCAGGUUCGCUGCAUCCUCCUCUGCCUCUUCCUCGCCGGACGUCUCCCACGCUUCUUCCUUUUCUGCGGCCUCCCCUCCUUGGUCGGCGUCGAAUCGCUCGACGCCCUGCCGACGGCCCCUCUCAUCACGGCGGCGCCCGCGCUCUUCCGGCGAGUGGAACACUCCCACAGCGCGUCGGUCUCCGCUCCCGUAUCCAUCUCCGCGAUCAUGCCCUCUUCGCCACACGUCUCCGUCCGCGCUUGUGGCGUAUCCUUCUCCACCCGCUGCCACGCUAGGCCUCCCUUCCGCCCGUCGGUCCCCAGCGACGGGGACUCUAUCUGCGCGAAAUGCCGGCCUUCGCGGCGAGCGCUCCAGAGAUCGCCCGCGCUCGCGUGA
This is a messenger RNA of Closterium sp. NIES-65, 969 nucleotides long. Lineage: Eukaryota; Viridiplantae; Streptophyta; Zygnematophyceae; Desmidiales; Closteriaceae. The record is from the annotation of a GenBank genome assembly.